This is a messenger RNA of Dryobates pubescens (Downy woodpecker), 697 nucleotides long. RefSeq names its product troponin C2, fast skeletal type (gene TNNC2). NCBI's taxonomy places the organism in Eukaryota, Metazoa, Chordata, Aves, Piciformes, Picidae. Gene Ontology annotation, molecular function: calcium ion binding; enzyme regulator activity. The annotation marks the transcript as partial. The record is from RefSeq and is a predicted model, not a curated record. The transcript has 5 exons.
CUUGCCUUGCAGACUGAUCAGCAGGCUGAAGCCCGUGCCUUCCUCAGCGAGGAAAUGAUUGCUGAGUUCAAGGCCGCCUUUGACAUGUUCGAUGCGGAUGGCGGCGGUGACAUCAGCACCAAGGAGCUGGGGACGGUGAUGAGGAUGCUGGGCCAGAACCCCACCAAGGAGGAGCUGGAUGCCAUCAUAGAGGAGGUGGAUGAGGAUGGCAGCGGCACCAUCGACUUCGAGGAGUUCCUGGUGAUGAUGGUGCGCCAGAUGAAAGAGGAUGCAAAAGGCAAGUCUGAGGAGGAGCUGGCCAACUGCUUCCGCAUCUUCGACCGGAAUGCGGAUGGGUUCAUCGACAUCGAAGAGCUGGGUGAGAUCCUGAGGGCCACUGGGGAGCCUGUCACCGAUGAGGACAUAGAGGACAUGAUGAAGGACUCGGACAAGAACAACGACGGCCGGAUCGACUUUGAUGAGUUCCUGAAGAUGAUGGAGGGUGUGCAGUAAGCGACCAGACAUUCCUCGGGCCGGCUGCUGCAUCCAGCCCUGCUCCACCACCGCCCGGGGAGAAGCAGCUCUGCAGCAUCCGGCCCUGCCCAGCCGUGCUGGCUGAGACCCUGCCCCGUGCCAGGGCUCUGGUCUUGUCCUGCCGCUGUUGGCCAAGCUUUUCCCCUGGUCCAUCGCACGUGGUUUCAGCCUGAGCCUCAAUAAA